AUCACGUAUCCGAACUCGACGCAGCCGUGGGUGAACGGGCAGACGAAUCACGUCUCGUGGGUGAAGGGCCUAUUGGACGGCGUCCACGGGUUCGACAUCGAGCUCGCGCGACUGAGCACAGACAGCCUCAUCUUCCUCGCGUCCAACGUCCCGACGAACAAGAACUUCGGGCUGAACGUCUUCCUGCAAGACGUGCCCGCCGCGGACGACUACUUCCUCGUCUUCCUCAACAGCACGCACGGCGUGACCUACGUCGUCUCGGACCGGUUCACGAUCCUCGACGCCUCCUCCUCCUCCUCCGCGCUCUCCCCGCUCACGACGGCCGCGACGAUCACCAUCUCCGGCGGGCCGAACCCGACCGCGCAGUUCGUGACCACCUUCCCCGCGUCGGCCGCGAGCCGGGUCGAGCUCGGCGCCCGGUGG
Molecule: messenger RNA, 423 nt
Organism: Punctularia strigosozonata HHB-11173 SS5
Lineage: Eukaryota; Fungi; Basidiomycota; Agaricomycetes; Corticiales; Punctulariaceae
Exons: 2
Source: RefSeq, a predicted model, not a curated record